UCUGCAUAAUUUAAAGCACGUUUGUGACAGGUUUCACUACAGGUGUAGACAAUUAACCUCUCCUUUAAUACGACCAUGCAGUUGGCGGAAAAACUUUUUUUUACAAUAACAGACGGCAAAAUGACUCAACAUAACGCAGCCAUUACACAGAGUCCUUCAAAUACGAAUACGGAUAAGGGGUACAUGGAUGUAUUUAAACGUAAAGAGCCGUUAAAGUUCACACCUAAGCGCCAGUACGUUUUGGCCGUCAUCUCCCCUCUGCAAAAACACGACAGCUGGGAAACUGUCUUUGCAGAUGGCAGAUUUUCUGGAACAUCUUCACCUGCUCAUUCAAACAACAGAUUAGAAGAAAUCACAUUUGAAAGCCCAAGGCAUAGAGGUGCAAGGCAGAGGAGGUUGACUUCUUUUCGGCCUCUUUCUUUAGGAAUCACAUUUGAAAGCCCAAGACAUGUAAGGCAGUGGAGGGUGACUCGUUUUCAGCCUUUCUCUUUUGAUGUGCAUGAUGCUGCACGGAAAGUCGAGCGUGAGAGGAGACUGCAAGAGAUGCGCCAGAUGCAAGAACUGCAAUGGUGUUCAACAUUUAAAGCCCAUCCAGUGAGAAGAUAACCUCUUAUUCAGCCCCCUGCACAUUCCAAGACCCCCGUCUAAAUAACAUUUAACAGAUUUAAGUUUUGUCUUAUAUAUAUUUUUUUUUUUUUUUUUAAUGUUUUAAUAAAAAAUAAACACCA
Messenger RNA from Megalobrama amblycephala (Wuchang bream), 728 nucleotides. Its product is annotated as siaz-interacting nuclear protein. The record is from RefSeq and is a predicted model, not a curated record. The transcript has 6 exons. Lineage: Eukaryota; Metazoa; Chordata; Actinopteri; Cypriniformes; Xenocyprididae. The coding region runs from base 76 to 606 and encodes 176 amino acids.